AUGAAUGAAAUUGUAAUAGUAUGCGAAAUAAAUGUCCCCAGAGGACUGUGGAAACUGGGGAAAAUUGUUGAAGUGAAAAGGGGAAGUGAUGAGGCAAUAAGAAAAGCGACCGUUCAGUUACCGAACGGACAUCUUUGGACACGGCCUAUAAGUUGCCUUGCACGUUUAGAAGUACCGGCUCAGUCGGAUAGAGAAGCGACGAAUGACACCACCAAGCAUCAAUUUAGGUCGAAAAAUCCUAAUUUGGACAGGGAAAAAUCUGAAGUGGUUUCCGACAAUUCCUCUGAAAAGGCAAAUAAGAACCAUGAUGUAACAGUGGUUAUGAAUGAAAUUGCUAAUACCAACUGCAUGAGAGGACCGAAAAAGUGGAAUCCAAAAUUUGGUGCAUUCUGUGCAGCAGUUUGCUGUUUCAUGAUGUCUGUGAAUGCUGAUCGAAAAUUUCAAUUGUGUGUGCCAAGACGAACCGGAUUUUUGGUUUCACUACCGAAUCAACUCCACUGUACUUUGUCACCUGACGACAAAGUGUGA
Gongylonema pulchrum is the source of this 528-nucleotide messenger RNA. The record is from the annotation of a GenBank genome assembly. NCBI's taxonomy places the organism in Eukaryota, Metazoa, Nematoda, Chromadorea, Rhabditida, Gongylonematidae.